AUGUCGAAUUUGAAAGAGUACUCGGUAAAUGACGUGGCUCAGCAUUGCACAAAUGACGAUUUGUGGUUGAUCUAUGAUGGAAAGGUCUACGAUAUGACCAAAUACUUCCCACAACACCCAGGAGGAAUCGCAAUGUUGAGGAGAGCCGGACAAGAUGUCUCCAAUGUUCUCCCAUUUGUCAAAUCUCACGGCUUUUCGUGGUCAUUCAUUGAGAAGAAAUUAGCUGAACAUUGUAUUGGAAAAGUGAAA
Mesorhabditis belari is the source of this 249-nucleotide messenger RNA. NCBI's taxonomy places the organism in Eukaryota, Metazoa, Nematoda, Chromadorea, Rhabditida, Rhabditidae. The record is from the annotation of a GenBank genome assembly.